AUGACAAGAUCAUGGCAGGUAGUGUCGACGUGUCAAGCACCUCACCUAAGAUUUGCCACGCGUAUGUUUGCAACGGCAUCGCAAACUCACGCUAUUGGUGUGUCUGAAUUCGCGGCACGCCGUCGCCGUUUACUAUCUUGUUUGGAUCCGGACACGUUACUCCUUGUCUUGGCUUCCGAUGAGGUCAUCUACUCGCAGGAUAUUCUUUAUCCACAUCGACAAAACAGCCUUUUUUACCACCUCUUCGGCCUGCGGGAGCCACUACGCCAAACGCUAAGACCUCCGACUUCGGCCUUCACGAACGACGUGAGACUCACUUGUGGGGCCUUUAUGAAGACAAAUAGCGAAUUGCGAACCUUCCUGUUCGUUCCACCACAAACAACGGAUCCCGCGGAUUUGGUGUGGUCCUCCCAACCCAAAACUCUGGAGGACUUCAGUAGGAACCACCUGGGGCCGUGUAGAAGAGACGAACAAAAUCACGCCACUAAGGAAGGCUGCAACGGUACAGAUGGAAGCUCAUUAAAGUCCGAGAACGUGCAUGUGAAUGAUAUCAAAACCAUCGCGAGUGUUCUGUUUAAGGAAAUUCAAGCAUCCGCCCAGAACAGAUGGGAACGCAUAGUAGAGAAGCACGGUUCACUCUCGUUCAGCAACGGGGAUCUAGAAGAAAAAAAGGCACGGUUACUUUACAAGGAGUUUGAUCCGCUUCCGAAGCUUCUCAUCGAGUUUCCGACGCAGUUACGCUGGACCAGACAGCAAUACCAUCUUGAGGUUCCACAGAACACCUCCAUGGUGGAGUGCUUCAGGAGGAGGAUUGGCUUGACACACGCUAAUGUUGCCUUCCGACAUCCAUUUGAAGCCUUGAUGUGUGUGAUACUCGCCUUUCGCUUCACGCUUACACCGUCUCCCUCCUCUUUGGCAUCUCAGCGAUUUGUGGGGCUUCCUACUCCAGAGUGCUCAUAUCAUCUGCCCCUGCAUCUUCAAGGCUCGUGUGGCGUCUCAGUUAACAGCAAUGCGCAACAGGAGCGUAUCCGUUACUGCCUCACCCUCCCUGGUAGCGCAAGCACUAUCAAGACGGCCGCGUGUGGAGUAGUGAAACGCACCGCAAUUUGUUCUGCCGAAGAUUUGCUAUGUCGCUAUCGCCUUUUUAAGUCGCCUAGGCAGAUAAGACAGCACUUAUGGAGCGCGGCGGCCACUCGUCAGGCCUUCCGUGCUGCGAUGAGGCGUGCCGUACACACAACCUCAGAACACAACAUCACCAUUGCCUUUCAUAAAGCCAUUUUAGACCUAAGCGAAAGAGUGGGACCAGAUGUGCAGGUGCAUGCUGCUUACAUCCCCGUUGUUGCCAGCGGUGUGCGUGCGACGGAGAUUCAUUACACGCGCAACAACGGCAACGCAAAUGCGGGCGAUCUUCUCCGUCUUGACGGUGGUGUGGAGGUGAACUUGGUCCCAACAGACUGCACACGGACCUUUCCGGUAUGCCAGUCUAGCUUCUCCACAGUCCAGAAAAAAAUUUAUAAUGCCUUGCUACAGAUUCAACAAGAGUUGUUUCAAGGCAUUCAAUCCGGCAGAUCGACCUCGGAGGUGUCAAAGAAGCACAUUGAAUCUACAAGGCAGGCGCUUGAAGGGCAACUAGGAGUGAGAAAUGUCUCUCAAAUCCAAGUUCGCUCCCUAUUCUGUGCGCACAGUUUUGGCCACCUCAUGGGGCUUGAUAUUCACGAGCAGUUUGCUCAGAGCAAGGAUAUGCUAGAAAGGGGAAUGACCUUUGGGGGUGGAAUGGUGCACACCAUUGAACCAGGAAUAUAUUUCCCUGAUGUGAACCGCGCAACCGCAUUUGACUAUGAUAUAACUUGCGUCCCACAGGCUCUGCGUGGUAUCGGUGUGCAAAUCGAAGACAACGUUUUAAUUUUACCCCGUUCCGGCAAUAAUGCCGAAGAACAAUCACCUUGGUCACGCCUAGACUAUUUGAAUGAGAUACUGAGAGCCAUUGAGGAGCUUUUGAAUGAUGAAUACUAUGUCAAGGAUUGUGUUUUUUUACAGGAUGAGAGGUUUCAAUACUACAAACCCCAAUUAACAUCCUCCCAAUUCAGUGUGUUGUACUUUUUACUCCUCCAAAGGACCUCCCUUUUGGGGUUUCCGAAGGCUCUCGAAAGUCUGCCGCUGGAUGCCGCCCGAGUCCAAACUCACUUUACCGAAAAGAGACCAUUAGCAGAUUGGGCACCGCCCUCAUGUGAAUGGUAUCCCUUUGAGGUGGUUGUCUUGACGGCCUGCAUACCAAAGGAGAUCCCGCACAUUGAGGAUUACAUGAACUGA
Phytomonas sp. EM1 is the source of this 2310-nucleotide messenger RNA. The record is from the annotation of a GenBank genome assembly. NCBI's taxonomy places the organism in Eukaryota, Euglenozoa, Kinetoplastea, Trypanosomatida, Trypanosomatidae.